Messenger RNA from Colletotrichum siamense, 978 nucleotides. RefSeq lists its product as uncharacterized. The transcript has 2 exons. NCBI's taxonomy places the organism in Eukaryota, Fungi, Ascomycota, Sordariomycetes, Glomerellales, Glomerellaceae. Bases 1 to 978 code for a protein of 325 amino acids. The record is from RefSeq and is a predicted model, not a curated record.
AUGGGUCUCGGAAGCAAUAGCCGUCCGAACCCUCUCGUGUUCGUGGCCGUCUUCUUCAUGUUCCUGUUGAUGACGGGAACAUGGGAUUUGCUCUUCAGUCACCACGACGGCACGGCGGCGCCCUCGAGCGGCGAUGACCGCCCUCGGGCUGGAACCAAGCUCACCAGCCAGCGCAUCUCCGACCUCGACGCAGAACCCCUCUCAUACGAAGCCCCCGAAGCCGUGAAGCCGCCGCCGCCGCCUCCUCCCCCGGCACCCAAAUACACCGCCCUUCUCGUCGAGACCGACCCGGCCCACGUGCCCAACAUCGUGCCCAUCAUGAUGCACUUCGCAACCGUCAUCGGCCCGGACUGGCCCAUCUCCUUCGUCACCGACUGGGAAAACUACGCCGCCUGGGAGGCGCCCCCGGCCUUCCGCCGCGCCGUCGACGCCAACCAGAUCAUCGUCAAGUUCCUCCCGCCCAACACCACCUUCCCGACGCACGAGUCCGUCUCCGCCUUCCUCGUCGGCACCUGGCUGUGGGAGCAGCUCCAGCCCUACGCGCGCGUGCUCAUGUUCCAGGUCGACAGCAUCGUCUGCGCCAACUCCGCGCACCGCCUCGAGGACUUUCUCGAGUGGGACCUCAUCGGCGCGCCCAUCCGCCCCGGCUUCGGGUUCGGGUACAACGGCGGGCUGUCGCUGCGCAACCCGGGCAUGCUGCUCGAGAUCGCGCGCGACCUCGAGGCGAGGGUGGCCAAGGACCCGGCCGCGGCGGGCGAGGUGAACUACGAGGACCAGUGGUUCUACCACAAGGUCAAGGAGAGGGGCGGCAAGUUGCCGGAGGCGGAGGUCGCGGGCAAGUUCUCGGUCGAGACGCAAUAUUUCGAGAAGCCGCUGGGGUAUCACCAGGUGCAGAAGUUUCAGCAGGACCACCAGGAGGACAUCGACAUGUACUGCCCGGAGGUGGCGAUGAUUCUCAAGGGCUCACAUUAUAGGUGA